AGGUAUCGGCCCGAUAGAGGAGGACUCGGUGACCACGGUCGCUGAGAUCGUUGAUUCGCAGGAGCAACAACAGCCACAACAGCAUCAUCAAUCGAAGAGCAACGGUGCAAUAUCACGCCGUGUUGCUGGUCAAAACGUUGCGUUGAGCAACGGGAAUAGUACCAGCAACGUCGGCCGCGUUACACCGCGCAGCCACAUGGAGCAAGAGAAGCGAAUACGGCGAGAAAUCGCCAACAGUAACGAACGACGUCGGAUGCAGAGCAUCAACGCCGGUUUCCAGUCGCUGAGGACCUUGCUGCCGCACCACGAGGGCGAGAAACUCUCCAAGGCUGCGAUACUCCAGCAGACCGCGGAAUACAUAUACCAGUUGGAGCAGGAGAAGACUCAACUGCUGUCGCAGAAUUGCCAAUUGAAACGAUUGGUGAAUCAGCACGAGGGUGGAGAUGUUCCGAUAAAGAAACGCAAGCCGGAUAAUCAAGGUGGUGUCGUCGUCAGUUUGCCGAUGCACGUCAGCGAGAGCGGCGACGAAGGAUUGGGCAGCAUGUCUCCGGAGCCGUUGUCGGUAAUAACGGUGACCACAGAGGGACAUUCCGUGGUGAACAGCAGCGAGGUGGUGGAGCUGAGACGACAGUUGGAAAGGGAGCGCCACACGAGGCUGCACCUAGAGAAGCAGAUGCGAGCCAUAGAAAGUCAACUGUACCCGGACAGAUUCCGGGACAGUCAGCUGAUCACUUAUCAGCCGCACGAGGUGAUCGAGCACACGGACAACGUGAUCGCCCAGGAGACAGAGGAAGCCGUCGCGGCUCUACAGGUGGUGUCCGUGGUGUCCCUGCCGCCGGUCGGGUCGACGCAGACCGUAGAGACGUCUAGUCCGGACCCGAGUUCGCCGCCCCUGUCGCCGCAGCCCGCCGACAUGGUGCCCGAGGACAUCAAGGAAGAGGACGUGGAGCCCGGUAGCCCGAAGAUCGUCGCGUUCACCCAGAGCCAAGGGUUCGCCGCGAUCGAGGAGCAGACCACCGCCGACUCGUUCUCCUCCGCGAGUCGCGUCACGUAUUCGGGGGAUUUCAAAGGCUCGUCGCCGCAGUACAUCACCGCGAGCCCUAGCAGGCCGUUUUCUCCCGCCACGGAGCCCCAGCGGUUACCCAGCGUUCUGGAGGCGGCGAUCAAAGCGGAACCCAAGGUCGAAGUAGAGAGGCUGCCCUCGCCGUCGAACUCCCUGGACGACGGAACGCCGCAGGCGAGGCUGUAUCUGGCGAACACGUCGCGGCAGAACCUGGAGACGAUCGUAGAAGCGAUACGUCACCUGGAGGGCGACCACCUGUUCAGCGACGAGCCGGCCGGCGUUCAAGACGUGCCGCUGGCGUUGACCAACAAACAGACGGCGAACAACCCGUCCGGCAAGACGUCGGCGUCCUCGCCGUCGGCCUCCUCGACGUCGGCGAAGCAGCGGCUGCUGCAGGCCGAGUUCCUCCAGUUCCACAGGCAACAGCAGCAGACCCAGCAGAGACCGGGUGUGAUUGUGGUGAAACACUCGUGAUCGAGAGGCGUGUCCCGAUCAGCAAACUGAACGCGCCUCCCGCAAGUGGCAAGUUCGUCUACGCUCGAGAAAGAACGGUUCUUCUCGCGAGGCGUCCAGCGGCGACCAGCAGCGACCAGUGCCCCCGAACGGUCGAACAGACCACGGAGAAACAAUUUUUCCGUCGACCCCCCUGGUCGUCACCACCGUAAAAGACGCUCGGGCAAGGCCUCCUCGCGUCCGCGGACCGCGACGAUCAGCGCCGAUUAGCGCCGAGCCGAUCGAACACGUCAAAACGAGUCUGGCCGGCGUGUUUUCGUAUGUUCCUACUGCCCGUUGUCCGCCUUUGUUUCGACCGACUCGAUCCGCGCGGACCCCGUACAGACCCGUCGUCGUUCGCAGCUCUGGCGAUUGUUCGCGCGAAACCUCGGUGAGAUUGCGCCGCGACGCGACGCGACGCGACGCGACGCGGAUCGACCGACUCUAAAACAGCGGUUAUUUAACGGCGACUCGAAACGAAGGUGGGACCAAGUCGAACCUCGACGAAAGGAUCCUCGCCACCGAGUUGUCGAAACGUUUCCCCGCCCACAACAUCCUAACACACACGUCCUCCAAUUCCCAGUCACUCGCCCCGCUCUUUGUACAUACUAUCGACACGAUAUUUCCCUCUACCUUCGUUUUCGAGGUCUUGGCUCUUCUCGCGAGAAGCAGUCCCGAGGACCCGGCGCGUUUCCCGCGUUCCCCGCGAAACCGAAACCUCUCGCUAGGUUCGUUUUGCCGCCCUAUUCGACACCGCUCCCGCCCCAGCCCCGGUCCCGGUCCCGGUCCCGGUCCCGGUCCCCGUUUUAAUUGUCUCACGACCUUCGGCCCUCCGAUCCCCAGCAAACCAACCUCCUCGUCCUCCACCUCUACCUCCCUUCGCGAAUCGAGACAGCGAAGCGGGCGUUUUUGCUCCUCGUGUGCUACGAGGCAGAAUUUUCAUUUUUCUAGAACUUAAUGGACUUGCUAUCGUAACGAUAAUAAUAUUAAUAUUAAUAAUAUCCGUAGGUGAUAAGAUCGCGUACGAUGUACUCUACUGAGAUACACAUACAUACCCACGACAUAUACGUAUAUACGCUGCCGCUGAAGAAUAUGGGAUCAAUCGUUCCACUUGUUUCGCGAGGGAAUUAAGUUAUUAUGUAUAUGUACAAACUACUGUUUUCGAUCGCGGCGAGGCGUCGAUGCCCGCGAAGCUUUGUUCUCGAGAAGGCAAGCCCCGGAGUACGGCGUCGCCUCGAUGGUAGACCGCUGGAUGAUAUCCGAACCGAGUAACCUCGACAGAUUGACUGGUAGCAAUUUCUGGACAGAGGGAGGAGAGACCCUCGAAGGUCCCUUUUCUUCUCGAAAGCAAAGAUUCUUCGCGGGCAGGUUAAUGUAGAUGGGGCACUCGCGCGCCUUGCAUACCCCGAGAGAGUUAGUACAUUCGGUUUGAGAAGAAAAUUGCGACGCUACGAACGCUAGAUGCUAAAAGACACGAGACCUUUUCAGUUUCAUUCGUACACUGUGAAUAUCAACAACUGCACCGCGGACUUCGUGCAUUCGAUCGAACUCGAAGGCGAUAGAACCAAUUGCCCCUGCAAAGGUGUGCGGCGUUCUCGCGGCGGGGCCUUUCCGGAAAUAUUGUAAAAAAUGAACGAUUUCCUGAAAGCUGCAGGAUUCGAUUGUUCCGAACGCGUUAGAAAAAUCUAUCUGUGUUGCGAACAGAAUGUUUCAUGAUGUUCGUGGAAUCUGCGGGCCGAUUGUAAGCGAUCCCACAGUACUGAGCGGAAGUGUACAUCUAUACGAUCCUCCGGGUGUACGUAUAUGUAGAUAUAUAUAGAAUAACAAACGUAUGCGUCCUAUGCACAUAUAUGUAUACUAUAUGCGCGGGUAUACAUGUACGUAUAUACGUGCAUACUCUUCUACGUUCCUUUCUUUUUCUUUUUCUGUUUUUUUUUUACGUUAUUACGAGAAUUUAAAAAUGAGAAAAUGGAAUCUAUACACUGACGACGCGUUCAGGAAAGGAAUCACACUUUUGACCGGUAACAUGCUGUUUUUUUGUUUUCUCGAUUUAUUCGCGGGAUUAUCACCGCGAGCGUGACGAUUCAAUCGAGUGACAGGGGACGUUGAUUGAAAAAGGAAAAAGAUAGAAAGCAAAACAUUAUUUUGCACGUACAUCGCGCCACUCUAAGCAUCGUCGAGUAUCGUACGUGCACCCGUGCUUCGCGUCGGACACUCAUUCGGGAUGCACACGCGAACAAUUCGGAAAUCGUUUAGACGAAUAUGUACACAUGCUCGCACACGCGUACACAGAAAUCCACGCCGUUAUCAAAUUCAACGUCGCUCCACGAGGACCCGUGACGGCGCUACCAUGACGGAAAUUUUAGAUAAUCGAUGAACGUGUAACACGAUGACUGAUAUAAAACGAUGACUUUUCAUUUAUUCGGACUAUCGGUAUCGAUCAAACACGAGAUCGUAUCACGGAUACGGUUUCUCUCGUAUAUUUCUUUGGGAAACGCUCAGCGUGGUGUUUCACGAUAGCUUCGGAGGGUUAAGAAUCUGUGCCAAAUAUCGAGUAUCCAGACUUUUGUUCCUUGAUAGAUGUAGCGCCGCGAUGGCGGAUCGGUGCACCGGACGGAUCGGCAGCUGCUCGAGGAUCGUUCGUCCCCUACGCGAUACGUCGGCACGUUUUCGAAGCGACUUUUUCUACCGUGAAGUUUCUUUCUUUUUUUUUUAACAAAACACGACGUCCAGAUAUAUCCGUCUGGCAUCGAUCCUUUCGACCAAUCGAUCGUCGAGCUGACCCGCGAGAAGGACGACGCCACGAUUCGGAAGCAACUUUCCCUCGAACAAUCUCUUUCUACAAUGUUUCGUAAACAUGUUGAGCGCGAACGUUCGUCACCGAUAGACUGUGCAGACUUUCCACGUGAACGGCAUUUUUGCUCUCUCGAAACUCGGUAGUACCUCGAAAUGUAUCUGAGAAAAGUUCAAUAAGACUUAUUGUUUCACCGGAGGAGUAGAACCUCCGAUGAUCUCCGACGGAGGGAACGAACUUGUUCUCUCGAGUCGGCACACACAAAAAUCUACAUUCGCGUAAAGAGCCGCGGUACGAGCGUGUUAAGAUUAAGGAAAGCGAAGAGCGUGGAGUCCAGGAUUUUUUCGUGCCUUUCGAGGGGAAGAACGAUCGAAUCGAAGAAGAUUCUCGAAACCGAUCGCGGCCGGUGAACCAUCCCGUGAAUGGUUUCGGGGGACGAGCUCUCCCAUCCGUUUCGAUCACUCUAUUUCUCUUUUUCUCUCUUUCUCUCUAUCGCGUCACUCGAAUCGUAACUCGUUUGUUUUCAUUUUCCGUUCGCUUUCUCAUUCACCGGACGACACGAACGACCGAUCGCGAACACCCGGCGUUAACACCGAGUUACCUUGAAAUCGCUGGAAACAGCUUCUCAGAGUACUCUUCGUUCGCGGAUGUACAAAACUCGUGGCGCAUGUACAAAACUUCGGUGUGAUUUUUUAUACGGUGCAAGAACGACUCGGGGAUCCUAAUUUUGGUCGCCUCCAGCGCGACGACUUUCGCGACGACUUUCGGUGCUUCUGAGCAAAGUAUUAUUUAGGUUUUUAAGUGUUCACUUUGUUUCCGACGAAACGCGAACGCAGCGAACGCUGCUCAGCGAUAUCGAUCACGAAAAUUUGCCUCUCUGCGAUCCCGGUCGAUCGUUCCAGCACCGUUAUAAACGCGCGAAAUGUUUGAACGAAGCUUGUACGCUUGAAAGCGUUCGCGGUAAUUUCAACGUAACUCGAAGGAUCCGGCAGACCAGCGGGUCUGUAACAGUGCCGAUUCGCGGUGCAAAAUCUUUCCUUUUCGCAAGUGCGCAUUUGGUUCGCGUGUAACGAUCCACGAUGGAGCGCGCGCGCCGGUAGCAAUUGUCAAUUUUAGGUAGCCGCAACCAACCAAUUGGUUCACCCGUGAGCGCUUCCAUUUUCUCGUCGACUUCGUCGACUCCCAAAAAAUGAUCUAGGAUUAGUUUGAAAGCGGCAAGACACCGGAACGUUCCCUACACCCAUCCGGGUACCACGCUAUCGCAAUAUAAAGCUACUCUCCGCGGCGUCAACAUUCAAGAACCAGGCCUAUCUUUCGGCCUCGGCGAAUUUGCAGGCUCUCGUGCCAUAAACGAUCACAGCUUUCUCGCGGAAAUCUCUCAUCAUCGAACACCGACGCCGCACCGACGCGUCGCGAGCUUUCCGACCAGUACGGAGCCAAAUCCGCGGCUGUUGCUGGUCCCGUUUCUCGCAGAGAGAAUAACUCCUUUGGCUCCGCCCACGCAAUUUCCAUCGCGUCGACCACAAUUAUCUGGACAAUUAUCGGUCGCGUAUCAGCGGUAGCUUCCCCGAAGCGGUCACCCUCGAGACGUCGACGAUUUUACCGGUUAAUAUCGGUGAGCACUUGCGCGAAGGAUUGGCCGCGCGCGGAGUCGGCAAAACACUGCAGAGACGCGAAGACGACAAUUUGGUAAAGAAAAGCGGACAAGCUGACAAACAGACGGGCAGGCGUAUCGAUUAAGCAGACUUUUAGUUAAACGUUUAGCGGUUAGAUUACGUAGGGAAUAGACGAGUACACGAGCGAACUACAAGCAAGGUUAUUACUCUAUUGUCUAUCUGGUAUGAUAAAUGUGAAAAAACGCUAAUCCGUAAUUGUACUGUGUGUAUAUAAUCCUAUUUAGCGACGUUCUACCUAAAAAAUGAUGAAACGAAAAUAUCGAAAAGAAGACGAGCGUUGCGAUGCCGAAGGGACGGACAAAGCUUGCGAAAAAAGGAUAAUCGACGAAAAAAAAAGAAAAAAAAGAAAUGUAAUCCGCGAAAUAAUCGAUCCCGUUUUCGCGACCGAACCGCGGACCUUCCUCGCGCGCGCGCGGCAGGCAAACUUUUUCUACCGAUCGUUCAUAAUUUUUCUACGAUUUUCCAACGAUUUUCCAAUUCACCGUUUCGACCCGUUUUAUCGAUCGAGAACGACUCGAUCCCGCGACAGCUACGAAAACGGGAUCGCCGAUCCAGCGAAACCUACGGAUGAUAGCGUGUAAUCGAUGCAAUUUUUCGGUUCGGCCGCUCCGAACGGAGCGGGGUUACGGCAUCUCGAUGUCCGCGCGAGGGCGCACAAGGGCCUAACGAGACGAGACGCGAGUUUCUUCGAUCGUUCUAAUCCUCAUCGCACCCACCUGUACAUCUCUAAAACAUCCCUCACGCACCCCGUCCCCGCCCACGUCCGCACCAACCCCCCGAUUUCCCGUUCGUUAUCGCUCGUUUCUACGCCUCGACGAUUUCUGUUUCGUAUUCGAAUCUCCGGAACGAUCCUCCUGUACGUUUUCUUUGCUCCGAUUCAACCCUUGCGUCUACGCGACUUCUUCUUUUUUCCUCUCUUCUCCGUGUUCCGUCGAUGCGUUUCUUGCCACGCGAUCGUAUCAUUUCGGUAUCGAGAAAAUGCUGUCAAUUAUUUUCCGACGCGCCGGUCAUUGAAUCCGAUGAUCGCCGAUGAACGAAGUGAAAGCUAUUUUGUCGAAUUACCGGUUGACCUUUUAGCGGUUGCAUCGUUGCAUCGUUGCGCGCGAGAUGUUUCUCGUCGCGAGCGUACGCGUGUAUCAGUUUGCGUUUCGUUGCAACAGGGAAUUCGAGCCAGCGAAGACGAUAUAUUUCGCGUGUACCGAUCCAACUGUUGACAACGAUCAUCGUGCGCAGAUUAAAGCGGUGUUACACGCACGGACUUCGCGAAUCGACGUCGACGCGUUAAGUCCUGUUACACAGAUUGUAUUCGGCUAAUUUAUAAUUAACGCGUCGUCGUCGAGAUUCGCGAACGUUGCCCGUGCUUGACGCCAGUUCCUAUCGGAACGUUGGAGAUUGUUAAAACGCAGGAGGAUCCGAUGGCAAGAAAUCGAUUGACUAAUUCAAGCGCUUCCAUGGAUACUUGUGGAUCAGCGCGUGUAACGUAUACGAGAAUGCUCGCGGGUAGAUUCUGAAUUAUAAUGUCGAUGAAUUCGUAUUUGCGUUCUGUGCUCCCGAUUCGCGGUUCAGAACGUCCUAAAAUCGGAGUUCAGAACGCGAAAACGCGGGUUUGGUUGACGUUUGCGCGAUGUGUUUCGUUUCGAAAUCCGACGGUUCUUCUGCGGGUGGUCCCCGUUUUAGAAUGUUACGACGAUAAUUUAGAAUCGCCCUGUAGAUUUUGAACGAAAACGCAUGAUCGUCGAUCCUUUCGGACGUGGUAACCGUGACAUUUUCUUUCUUUUUUUUUCGAAAUUCGAAAACCUCGUCGGAACAAGAGCGAAAUUAUUUCUCGCUUCGCCUUCGCGUCUUCUUUCUUCCUUUCUUUCUUUCUUUUUCUCGUUACCACGUGCGGAUGCGUCUCGAGAGAACAAAAGAAAAAAGCAUAAAAUAGUUAAAAAAAAAGAAGAAGAAGAAGAAGAAGGGAGAUGAAUAGAGAAACAACGAGAAAAUGGUUUUCGUAUGGUGUUUCGCGAUGAUGAAGGUUCUAUACACCGCGAAUCGCGAAUCGCGAUACUCGAUCGGAAAGAAGAAACUUGAACUCUGAAAUUCGCUAUUUCGGGGACGAGAAUAAUAAUAUUCGCGUGUUUAGCGUGAAAUGGCGGGAACACGGGUUUCCCCGUGAAAUAGGAAAACCGCGAGGUAGACCGUUGACUUGUCACCGUGAUAACGACGCUCGAUCGAGACGAGUUUCUUUUUUAUCGUUGACUAUAUAUAAAUUAUAUAUAUAUAUAUAUACAUACAUAGAACUAUAUAUGCGAAACAAUGGCUCCUAUAAAUUCUUUACAAUUUCCGUUAAGGGAGAGAACGAAAGAAACUAUUACGGUUCAUGCGCGGAAUCACGGAUAGUUGCUAAAACGAGAAACGCUGAUCAAGAAUGACUGAGCGGAUGCGUGUGUACAAGCGUGUUGUAUGCGUGCAUGUACGUGUCCUGUACGUGUUCGUAUUUUUAUUGCGUGAAACACGGACGAAGUGUAGGGUAGAUCUAACAUUUGUUUACUUUUCAAACCCUCCGCAAAACGUUCUCGCGUCGGUACCAGCGACUCGCUAAUACAACUUUUCUUUUUUAUCGACCACACUUUUCUCGAGAAUGGGACAAAAAUAUCUAGUUGCGGAGGGUUGUAUGUUCCAUCGCAUCGUAAUAGGGUAUUAGAGAGAUUGAGAUUGAGAGAUUGAGAGAGAGAGAGAGAGAGAGAGAGAACGCUCUGACGGUUUAUCGGUAUGGAAAAAAUUUUAGUAUAAAAUAGGGAACGAAAUGUUCAAGUGUAUCCAUGGCUAAGUCUCGUUUGGAAAGAAGAAGAAGACGAAACAAAGUUUAUAUAUCUAGACUGCGGAUCUUUGUGCAUUUACGGCGCGUAGCGAGAAAAAGUUCAUAGUAUUUUCACUUUAUCGUCACCGCUAAGGGAAAAAUCUCCUCCUCGUCGACGGAAUGAAAUACUUCCGACGUUCGGAUUCCCAUGAAAUGUAAAUCCGAGAGGACGACGGGAAUUCGCGUGAAAUUCCGCAGUUUAUUUAUAUCGUUUUUGUUUGUUUGUUUGUUUGUUUUUUCAAUGUUAUCCCCCGUGGAAAGCGUCUAAUAGAAUAUUAAAUCUAUCCCGCACAUCGUCUCCGACAACAGGAAAAGGAAUCGGAAGAAGCGACGAAGACAAAGAAGAAUCCUUUUAACCUUUAGGCGAGCGUGGCUGUGCGGAUAGCGAGCAACUAAUUAAUUAAUUAAACAAGUUUACUAUUAAGACUAAGUCGAUUUGUACUCUUUUCAAGGCAAAUGGCGACUGAAAGCUACGCUCCUCGAUCAUUCGACGCGAACAUGCAAUUCAAAUGAAAGGUACGCGACGAAAGAAGAUAAGAAGAAGAAGAAGAAAUAGAAGAAGAAGAAGACGAAGACGAUGAUGACGAAGAAGAAGCGAGUGCCCUACAGUUUGCGAGGACACGAGAAUAUUUCCCUGAGCUUUAAGGAUCGAGAGAGCGGUCUAUUUUUCUAUGGCGCUCUGCUUUCGGUCGCCACGGGCCGACAGGAGGUGGAAGAAUAAAAAACACUGUGUAUAGAAUAAGUUCGUAAGAGUUCGUGAAGACGAUCACGGGAGCAUGCAUGGUCGGACGAAUGAUAGAGCCACAACCCCGGACGAAUGAUAGGCACGUAGCAAAAGUGGAAGUUAGGGAAUCACGAAAAUAGUCGAACGAUUGAUUAAAUUUCUAGCGAGCUGGUUCCGGGAAAAUUUCGUCGUUUUUCCCCGAACAGAACUGAAGUAGCGUUUACGAGAUGGGCGCGAUAGUUUAUAGACGGAUCUUCUGAUUGUGCGAUUGUGUGCCCGCGUGCGUGUAUAACUGUAAUUUGUAGAUCGAUCGAGACACGUUCUACUCCGUGAAGUAUAACUUGUCCCGGGUAGAAAAAUACAGUUCUUUCUCCUCUUCUUACGAACGCAGACUCUGUUUUUUGUUUUUUUUUUGGAAUUGUCCGGAUAGAUGAUCGCGCGCGAGCAACGGAACCAGUUUAUCGAGAAGAGCUCUGGGCAUUAUUCGUUCGGAAAUAUUAUUCGCGUCGUGGUACGGUCGAUCCUUCUCCAUCCUUGCUUGGUCGAAUUUAUCCAGCGCGAGAUCCGACAGGAAACGCGAAUUCUGUCCGAGUCUGAUCUCUCAAACGUGGGCGCGGACGUCUCUGCGCACGGUGGAACGAAAAAGACAAAGGUCGUUCCAAAGGUUCGUUGGGUUUUUUCGACUAGCGUGUAUGGUCCUCGACUAGCAUUUACUAGCACUGUAUGGUUUAUUUCAUUCGGGACGAACCGGAGAUAGGAGGGGAAGGUCACGUGGACAGGGCGGAGCGAUCGCGGUGGUCUGCUUUCGCGAGAAAAACGAAGUACAGACCAGAAAGCUUGGUACAAAACUGCGUUACAAACAAAAUGAGAUCGUGCGCCGUUCGAUCGGCCAGGAAUCGCAGGCAGGCGCGAAGGUGUAGCAAAUCGAAAAAUCGCAAGGUUUCGCGAAGGGGACAUUGUAACAGUAUUAUCGAUGGACGAAUACGACGUGUGUGCAUGUGGCGUGUACGUAUGCAUGAUGAUCCUCUGUUUCUUUCCGCCUUUUCGGUCUUCUUUAACUGACCUACUUCUCGGCUACGAAUCUUUCGAAAGGCGCGCGCGCGCGCGCGUGGGGUUGGAAAUCGUUCGCGCGAUAAUUUGCGAAACCUUCGUUUCGCCCGCGAAUCGAGUAUAUAUCGGCGACCGAGAGGAGAUCAUUUUCGGAAUGUUUCGGCGAGCACGAGACUACCAAGACACACGGUAUAUAUUAGUUGUUAAGCGUAGAGUAUAACCGAAUUAUUUAUUGUUCGCUCCGACAGUAGCUGCAUAUUUUUUUACGUUCGCUCGUCCGUUCGUUCGUUCGUUAGUUCGUCUGUUCGUUCGUCGGCGAGUUUUUUCUUUUUCUUUUUCUUUUUCUUUUUUUUUUUUCUUUUGUAAACACCGGUUCGUUCGACCAAGAUCGAAUUGCCCUUGCACCCUUGCAACAAACGCACGACACCGAAAGAUUUUUUUUAUUUCAAGCCGCGUCCGAUCGUUAAACGAAAGGAAGAGACGACAGGAUUUAUUCUCCUCGAGGAACAAGUAUUAUUAUUUCUUCGUUCGACGUUCGAUGUUUCGUCGAUCGUUAUUCUCGUUUCUUUCGGCCGUGAGAUCUUUCUUGCAAGCGUGCCCGUACUAUUUGUCACCCCGCUCUCCCCCCCCCCCCACCCUUGUGUAUUUUUUAGUUAUCCGUAAGCGUUUUCGUUGAUGGAUGGACACACCGAUAUCGUCGUUAUCGUUGUUAAGAUUUCUAUAUUAAAUCUCAGCCUUAUGAUUAUUUACAAUGAAGCAACAUACUAUUCACAAUAAAAAAAAGGUCAUACCGAGAA
Molecule: messenger RNA, 11438 nt
Organism: Megalopta genalis
Lineage: Eukaryota; Metazoa; Arthropoda; Insecta; Hymenoptera; Halictidae
Source: RefSeq, a predicted model, not a curated record